Daphnia magna is the source of this 1014-nucleotide messenger RNA. RefSeq lists its product as uncharacterized. Lineage: Eukaryota; Metazoa; Arthropoda; Branchiopoda; Diplostraca; Daphniidae. The record is from RefSeq and is a predicted model, not a curated record. The coding region runs from base 138 to 827 and encodes 229 amino acids. The transcript has 2 exons.
GGUCAUCUUAUAUUGUAAAAUUCUAAACACCGCAUCGAGACUUUACCUAUAAGACUUGGACCAAAACGACUUACAGUUCGCAGUUUGACUUCGACUCUCCAACAAACAGCAUCAAGAGAGUCGUUCAUCUAACAAAAAUGAAGAUUUAUAUCAUUGGUGCCAUGUUGUGUCAAUGGCUGUCUUUCUCCGCUGGAUUAGUUGACACGGAAGCCGGUAAAGUUGUUGAAACUUAUGGCGUACAGGAUACCAAUGACGGGCCGAGAGAUUUCGCACUUCUCCGAAGCCAUUUGAUGCUGGCUGAAUACCAACGACAUCCAUGGUGGAGGCACCGCCAAUGGGGAGGGAAAAAGAACAGCAAGACUAGCCUGCCUAAGCGGACAACGCCGAAGAAACAAAAGAGAACAUAUACCUUGAGUAACGAUUAUCUUGACGUGGAUGAUGGGCGAUUCCAACGACUAGGUGAAUUCAUCCAUAGUCCGCACCAUCUAGAUGAAGAGGCUACCCAUCUGAAUCCCAAACGUAUCCGGAUUCGCAUUAGUUUAAGGCAACGAAGUCCAGUUAAGCGCCACACGAAACAGUCCAAGAAACGAUCAAAGAAACGCUCGAAGAAGCGGUCAAAGAAAUUGUCUAAAAAGCUUUCAGAAAAAUUGGCGCAACAGGAGGCCAUGGCGUUAGUUUUAAGAGACUUUCUACGUGAUGACAAACACGACGCUUCGUUGAAAAAGGCCAUGCGGAAGGCUAUGAAGAAUUACCAUCGAGCUAGUCGGUUUUCACUUCAUGGCAAAAAGCGUCGUGGCUUCACUGCCAAAGUUCCGAAAAGAUAUUAGACUUUUUCAUGCGAUCUCGUCUUUAUUUUGGAUAUAAUUUCUGGUGUUAUUCGUCAUCAUUUUGUACCAUUUCUGUCGUGGGGUUUAUUAUUUUCGUUCUUGUGCAAAACGGACUGAGGAAUAUUCGAUGCAUCGAUUUCUAUUUGAAACUGUUUCUGCUUGAUACACAAAAAAAUUAAUUCUAAAA